UUUCUGGCUGAAGAGGUCCUUGCGGCGCGGCUUCUUCGUGACAGGAUAGAAAGAAGGCAGUACAACUCUAUCAUCAAAGAUUACACCCUUUUCCUCUUUUUUUUGCGUUUAUUAACGCCAUAAAAUGUCUGGCAGAGAAGGAGGCAAAAAGAAACCCCUGAAGGCGCCCAAAAAACAGGCCAAAGACAUGGACGACGACGACGUUGCCUUCAAGCAGAAGCAGAAGGAGGAGCAGAAAGCCUUAGAGGCCUUGAAGGCCAAAGCCUCUGGGAAAGGACCUCUCGCUGGCACCGGAAUCAAGAAAUCAGGCAAGAAGUGAAGCUUCCCGAUGAUUGCCGCUUGGGCUUACUCUGACUGCAGCGUGUCCAGUUCGUUUUGUUCUGGUUUAUGUGUUGUUGUUUUUUCUGCGACGGUUCUCAGGCAGUGUCAACUGGAGUCAGUGUACAGCUUUCACGCUGUGAUGUUUUCUUGUAAACACUUGUAGACCUAAACACUGACCGGCCCUUUUCAAAUAAAAGGUUGGUCUCCCUCAACAUUUUUGAAAUAUUAUGUUAAUAAUUAUGUUAAUGCAAGAGGGAAAAACAUCACAAUGUUUUUUUGUUUUUUUUACUGUAAAUGGAGGAAAGACUAAUAAAAUGUUUUGAAAUCA
This is a messenger RNA of Syngnathus typhle (broad-nosed pipefish), 649 nucleotides long. It is a transcript of the gene tma7, whose product is annotated as translation machinery associated 7 homolog. Lineage: Eukaryota; Metazoa; Chordata; Actinopteri; Syngnathiformes; Syngnathidae. The coding region runs from base 125 to 319 and encodes 64 amino acids. The transcript has 4 exons. The record is from RefSeq and is a predicted model, not a curated record.